Molecule: messenger RNA, 614 nt
Organism: Boeremia exigua
Lineage: Eukaryota; Fungi; Ascomycota; Dothideomycetes; Pleosporales; Didymellaceae
Exons: 1
Coding region: 372-590 (72 amino acids)
Source: RefSeq, a predicted model, not a curated record
CUGCACAUUGAACUCUGCACUUGAAACCGUCUCGAAUUUUGCAAGUCUCUCUCCUUUCCUUCCGACUCUGUGCUGUUGUUCAGAAACAGUGGAAUCCAGAAUGUCGUCUCCAAUCAACUACAAGGUCACCAAGGGCACCAAGGUCAAGAAGAAGGCUGCCGCGCCCGCGACUCACACGAACGCCGCAAAGAAACCCCGCCGCUCGUUGAGGGUGAAGGGCAAGGACAAGGCUCUGUUAGAGUCUAUCAAAUCCGAUCGCGAAUCUGAUUGCAUGAACGGUCUGAACGAUUCGGAUUUCGACGAGCCCGAGUUUAGGGGCAAGGACGAGGGCAAAGGCAAAGGAAAGGCUCUAGUAGAGUCUCCUAAACUCGAUGACGACUCAGACUACCUGGACGACCUGGACGAUUCUGAUUUCUACGACUUCCAGUUCCAGGUUAAGGACAAUGUUAAGGGCAAGGCUACGCUCGAGUCCCUCGACCUUCGUGACGGCUCAAAUCAAAUGGAGGACUUGGACGAUUCUGAUCUUGAGGAGCUCGAUACAGACGAAGGCGCUGGCGAAUCUGAUCAUGAUUGCAUACCUACUGCCUUAGCACUAGCGCAUGCCUUAUCGUCCC